Messenger RNA from Panicum hallii, 2485 nucleotides. RefSeq names its product putative wall-associated receptor kinase-like 16. Bases 7 to 2337 code for a protein of 776 amino acids. Gene Ontology annotation, cellular component: plasma membrane. Gene Ontology annotation, biological process: protein phosphorylation; cell surface receptor signaling pathway. Lineage: Eukaryota; Viridiplantae; Streptophyta; Magnoliopsida; Poales; Poaceae. The transcript is spliced from 3 exons. The record is from RefSeq and is a predicted model, not a curated record. Gene Ontology annotation, molecular function: protein serine/threonine kinase activity; calcium ion binding; ATP binding.
AGUACCAUGGAGAUGAAGUUCUCAUGGCUUCUUCUGCUCGGGCUUCCGGCCGUGUGGAUGCUCGCCGCCGCGGCCGACGUCCCGGUAGCGAGGGCGCCAGGCUGCUCAACGAGGUGCGGCGAGAUCGACGUCCCGUACCCGUACGGCCUAGAUCCGCAGUGUGCGAUCCACGAGGAUUUUCUGCUCAACUGCACCACCGUGGACCGCACCACCAAGCUGCUUCUCGGCGGCUUGGAGGUGAUCAAGUUCUCCAUACCCGACGGCAAGGUCUGGGUCAAGACUUGGAUGGCUCGGCAGUGCUACAACCAAACCACCAACAGUACCGACAUCAUCAACGCAUGGCUGAACCUUCCCAGCACCUACGUUUUAUCUUCGGAUGAUAACAAAAUCAUCGUCAUCGGGUGCAAAAGUCUCGCCUACAUGAGGAGCAACUCCUACGUAAUCGGCUGUUCGUCGACAUGCGACGACGGCAAGCACGCCCCCAAGAACGGCUCAUGCUCCGGUGCUGGGUGUUGCCAGGCAGAUCUCCCGAAAGGUGUGCAGUCUUAUCAAAGUUCCUUCAAUGAGAACAACAGCAGUCAGCAACAUUGGAGGGGGCCUUGCAACUACUUCGCAAUGGUGGAAACCGCAUCCUUCAACUUCAGCACCACUUAUCUCACCUCAACGGCGUUCUACGACAUGGACAAUGCACGCCAGCCUGCUGUACUGGAAUGGGGGAUAGCACAGAUCAAUACAUGUAAAGAAGCCAGAACUAACAAGACUACUCCCUAUGCAUGUCUCAGCAGCAAUAGCGACUGCAUCAUCACCAGCUACGUGGGGUACCGCUGUAAGUGCUCCCCGGGAUACAAAGGCAAUCCAUACGUCCCUGACGGCUGCACAGGUUCCUCUCUAGCUUCAUGCCCAUUAUUUUCCUGCUCCUUAUUUCCCCCUGUGUUUCUCCUGUUCGCUGAAAUUCUGAAAAGGAAUGGAAUGAUUCUAACCAAAAUCAGUGCUGCACCUUUUUCAGAUAUCGAUGAGUGCCAAGACAAUGUUACUUACCCGUGCGCUGGAAUAUGCAAAAAUACACCGGGGAGUUCCAUUUGUUCAUGCCUGCCAGGACAAGAUAAGAUCAAUGGCCUUUGCGUGAAAGCUCACAAGUCUAUUUGGGUGGCGCCGGUUGUUGGCGGAAGUGUUGGACUAGUCGUUCUCCUGAUAGUCACCACUUGUGCAUACUUAAUCCGAGAGAGGCGUAAGCUGCACCACAUCAAACAAAAGUAUUUUCGGCAGCAUGGUGGUCUGAUCCUAUUCGAGGAGAUGAAAUCACAGCAAGGUGUUGCCUUCAGAAUCUUCUCGGAAGAGGAACUACAGCAAGCCACACACAGGUUUGAUGAGCAACAGGUCAUUGGCCAUGGAGGCCAUGGCAAAGUCUACAAGGGAGUUUUGAAGACUGAGGUCGAAGUAGCCGUGAAAAGAUGCAUGACAAUUGAUGAGCAACAAAAGAAAGAAUUCGGCAAGGAGAUGCUAAUCCUAUCCCAAAUCAACCACAAGAACAUUGUCAAGAUCCUCGGCUGUUGCCUCGAAGUUGAAGUGCCCAUGCUGGUGUAUGAGUUCAUCCCAAACGGUACACUGUUCGAUCUAAUCCAUGGUAAUCACGGCCGACACAUCUCCUUGGGCACUCGCUUGAGGAUUGCCUAUGAGUCUGCAGAGGCAUUAGCUUACCUUCAUUCCUGCGCAUCUCCACCAAUCCUCCACGGUGAUGUCAAAUCUACAAACAUCCUCCUGGAUGGUGACUACGCAGCAAAGGUCUCCGACUUUGGUGCGUCCAUCCUAGCACCAAGCGACAAAUCGCAAUUUGUCACGCUAGUCCAAGGAACUUGUGGGUACCUUGACCCGGAGUACAUGCAAACAUGCCAAUUAACAGAUAAGAGCGACGUGUAUAGCUUUGGAGUUGUUCUCCUAGAGCUGCUCACGCGCAAGAAGGCAUUCAACCUUGAAGGGCCGGAGCACGACAAGAGUCUAUCGAUGAGGUUUCUAUCCGUGAUGAAGGAAAACAAGCUUGAAGAUAUCCUUGAUGAUCAAAUCAAGAACAAUGAGAAUGUGGAAUAUCUUGAGGAGAUUGCAGAGUUGGCGAGGCAAUGCUUGGACAUGAGUGGUGUGAAUAGGCCAUCAAUGAAGGAGGUUGCAGAUAAUCUUGGGAGGUUGAGGAAGGUCAUGCAGCAUCCAUGGGCACAUGAAAAUUCUGAAGAGUUGGACAACUUGCUUGGAGAGACCUCUAUGUCUAUGGUCAGCUCGGCUGUUACUACAGAAGCUUUCAGCAUUGAAAAGAAAGUUGCUAUGGGCUUCGAAUCAGGGCGUUAGCCAACUGUGUGUGCCGUUGUGUUGUUGCAUAUCCUAAUAUAAAGGUGAUGUAACUGUUUUCUUAGAUUGUUUUUAGGAAUUAGACUUUGUAGAAAAAUUAUUUCUUCGUGGCCCAUCGAAAUGAUGUUUGCCAUGGCUAUUACAUUUA